Messenger RNA from Drosophila melanogaster (fruit fly), 2533 nucleotides. It is a transcript of the gene Orct, whose product is annotated as organic cation transporter. The record is from RefSeq and is marked reviewed. Gene Ontology annotation, cellular component: membrane. The coding region runs from base 686 to 2332 and encodes 548 amino acids. Lineage: Eukaryota; Metazoa; Arthropoda; Insecta; Diptera; Drosophilidae. Gene Ontology annotation, molecular function: transmembrane transporter activity. The transcript has a single exon. Gene Ontology annotation, biological process: transmembrane transport.
AUAAACUCAGAUACGCUGAAAUUUGGAAUCGAACCACAAUCGGUGGACACUUUCUUUGGUCAGAAGAUGUUCCUGCGGGCUCUAAUUGACAUCAUACGAUGUCCAAAUCAGUGCGGCAGCUGCCACUUCUCCGCCUGCCCGGCACCCCGAUUUCAUCCCCAUUCUGAUAUGGGAAGUUAUUGAUUCUAUUUAGAGUUUCCUAAUGCGGAUCGCUGAUCAAUAGAUUGGCUACGGGGUUGAACGCUCUACACACCACACACACACUGGUAGAUAGAUAGGCGCGUACCGCUCACACAGACACAGCCAGAUAGGCGGACGUUCUGUUCUGGGUUCGUACGAACCCUCGAUGCUCUUUGUGUUUUCAGUCUGAGACUGAGGCAGCUGGCGAGCGGUUGAUCGCGCGCUCCAAAAUCCGAGAUUCGCUGGACAGAGAUUCACUGCGGUACUGGAGAGUGCUGCUGCAGCAACUGCUGGUGCUGGUGCUGGUGCAACUUGGUUCCGUUUUUCAACCAGAUUGUUGCACAAUCGAACGGGUUCAUCGGGCGUAUACGCAACCAGACGCGUUAAUAUAUUGCGCAUACGUCACGGUGCCGCGACCAUUGAACCGCUGCUAGUCAGUUAUCGUACGACACUCGACGGUUGACAACGCCGAAUCUCAGGUGUUACACCUGGCACUGCUCCACCAAUGGGCUACGACGACGUCAUCACCCACCUGGGUGAAUUCGGUCCGUAUCAGAAGCGCAUCUACUACCUUCUCUGCCUGCCGGCUAUAGUCUGCGCCUUCCACAAGCUGGCCGGAGUGUUCCUGCUGGCCAAACCCGACUUCCGAUGUGCCCUGCCAUACGAAAAUGGCAGUAUCUAUGAACUAUCACCCCACCUGUGGAACCUAUCGUAUCCGGAGAAUGAAAGGUGCUCCUACUACGAUGUGGAUUACACGGAGGAGUACCUGAAUGGCAGCAUUCCACGGAGCAGCAACGAAACCAAGACCUGUUCCAGCUACGUUUACGAUCGGAGCAAGUAUCUCAAUAGUGCGGUGACCGAGUGGAACCUGGUCUGCAGUCGAAGCCUGCUAAGUGCCACCAGUGAUUCGUUAUUCAUGCUGGGCGUGCUCCUGGGCAGCUUAAUCUUUGGCCAGAUGUCCGACAAGCUGGGACGCAAGCCCACCUUCUUCGCCUCACUGGUGCUUCAGCUAAUCUUCGGCGUUUUGGCUGCCGUGGCACCCGAAUACUUUAGCUACACGAUUUCCCGUAUGAUUGUGGGCGCCACCACUUCGGGAGUCUUCCUGGUUGCCUAUGUCAUCGCCCUGGAGAUGGUGGGCUCCUCGUAUCGCCUCUUUGCCGGCGUGGCCAUGCAGAUGUUCUUCUCCGUGGGCUUUAUGCUCACGGCCGGCUUUGCCUACUUCAUCCACGACUGGCGUUGGCUGCAGAUUGCUAUAACCUUGCCGGGACUGCUCUUCCUUUGCUACUACUGGAUCAUUCCGGAGUCUGCCCGUUGGCUCUUGAUGAAGGGUCGCAAGGAUGAGGCCUUUGUGAUCAUCGAGAAGGCGGCCAAGGAGAACAAGGUGGAGGUGCCCAAUGAAAUCUACGAGCAGCUGGUGGACGAGGUGGCCGAAAAGAAGAAGCAGGACGAGAUGGCCGCCUCCCAACCAGCGGCCACUGUGUUCGAUCUCCUGCGCUAUCCGAAUCUUCGACGGAAAACCCUGCUCAUCUUCUUCGAUUGGUUUGUGAACAGUGGCGUUUACUACGGCCUGUCGUGGAACACCAACAAUCUGGGUGGAAACCAAUUGGUUAACUUUAUGAUCUCUGGUGCCGUGGAAAUUCCCGGCUAUACGCUGCUCCUCUUCACUUUGAACCGUUGGGGUCGUCGCUCCAUCCUGUGCGGUACCAUGAUGGUGGCCGGAAUUAGUCUGCUGGCCACCAUCUUCGUGCCGAGCGACAUGAAUUGGCUGAUCGUUGCCUGCGCCAUGAUAGGAAAGCUGGCUAUUACCUCGUCGUAUGGAACCAUCUACAUAUUCUCAGCGGAACAGUUCCCGACUGUGGUGCGGAAUGUGGGUCUGGGAGCCUCCUCCAUGGUGGCUCGCGUGGGUGGCAUUCUGGCACCCUACCUAAAACUGCUGGGCGAGAUCUGGCGACCGCUGCCGCUGAUCAUCUGCGGAGCACUGUCUCUCACCGCUGGCCUGCUGUCCCUGCUCUUGCCGGAGACCCUUAACAAACCCAUGCCGGAGACCAUCGAGGAUGGGGAGAACUUCGGCAAGAAGCCGGCGCCGCAAGAAACCGCCGAGGAGGGUGGCACCCAGGAGCUGUCCGGAAUGCUGAACGGAAAGUCCGGCUAAUUGGAGCCGGAAUUGCGAGACGACGAGCAGUUAAUCACUCAAUCUACACUGAUGGCCUCAAUUGGUCAUUUCAACGAAUUUAAGCAUUCAGCGCACUUCCAUUUCUCCAGCGAUGUAUAUUGUACAAUUCAUUCCAUUUUCUCAGCUCUAUUUGUUUAAUUUUAAAAGCGAUUUAAUAAAAGUCACGCAUAUUUAAAUCGU